Messenger RNA from Papaver somniferum (opium poppy), 806 nucleotides. RefSeq lists its product as uncharacterized. The record is from RefSeq and is a predicted model, not a curated record. The coding region runs from base 156 to 614 and encodes 152 amino acids. The transcript has a single exon. NCBI's taxonomy places the organism in Eukaryota, Viridiplantae, Streptophyta, Magnoliopsida, Ranunculales, Papaveraceae.
UCAUCGAUGGUAGUUGUAUGUCUGCCCGUUAGCUUCAAUUCCCUACUCUUUUAACCUUGGAAUCAAAUAUAUUCAUCAAGAACAACAAAGAAGAGCAAACUAGAGUUUUCUUUUAAAACUAGAAUUUCUUACAAGUUUCAUGGCCAGCAGUCAAAAUGGAGACAGAGCUAGACAACAUGGAGAACGUACAUGCAUGCGGGUCUGAAAUCCAAAACAAUUCGUGUUCAGGAAGUAUUGGAGGAGACAUAGACAUUGACGGGGAUCUCAGGUAUACAAGUUUGAAAGAUAUCAUUCCAGAUUCGCCAUCGACUCCAAUGAGCCUCAACAGUGAUGGAAAUUUCGAUUCAUCCAAUAUUUCAAUUAGGAACCAAUUGGUUAAACAGGCAGCUUCGGCGUAUCUUCAGUCGGCGAUGAUACUUGGAAGCCCAAAUCAGAGUUGGGUUGGGAGGGUAAGAAGGAAGAUACAUAAUAAAGCUGCAUGUUUUUCAUUGUGGCGUAUUUACGUAGCAAACCCAAUCAGAGCAUGUUUUUGGCAAAUAUUUCAGAUUGUAGGUCACUUGGUUUUUCAAAUUGGUGGUGUUUGGUGCAGUAACAGCAGAUCUUCAAUUGCUUGAACUUUCAUACUUGCGAAUUGCGAUCGAAUAGACAGACCAACGGCUAAUGUUCAUGUCUUCUUCCUUCCUUUUUUUUUUUUCUUUUUUUCUUUGUUCUUUUUAAAUCUCUCGUGUAAAUGUAGAUACUAACGGGAAAACUUGUAUAUUCGGAUUAAUGUUACAUGCUAGUUAAAUAUUUUUUAUUACUUUUUA